AUGCGAUUCUUGUGGGUAUUGCUUCUACUGACGAUAACAGAUGGAGAACGAAUCGUAGAAUCUGAUAACACAAUAUUCUCCUGUCUCCUUGAUUGUCCACCGAGCUUCAAAACUAUCAACAAGGUUGAAUGUAAGUUCUAUUUGAGAAACAACGGUAAACAAGACUAUUCAGUGCUGAAAUGGCGCACACCGCUGGAUGGACUGAGAUCGAAUUGCUUGGCGGUCGAUACCAAUGGCAAGAAGCUACGAUACGAUGGUAUUUACACGAAGCGCUCCGCUCCAGGCCCUGACCAAUACUUGCUCGUCAAACCCGGACAAACAGUGUCGUCCACCUUUGACGUUUCAGAUGCGUACGACAUGACCAAAGCCGGCCUGUACUCUAUGGUAGUGGACACUUAUUUAGAAUAUGUUAUGGGUAGUGUAAUUAAAAAGCCAGUUAUCCAAUCUAACAUAGUUCAUUUGAAAUCUUCUUCUGUAAGUUACGAGAUAGUUGAUGGAAGUUUCAUGAAGCGAACCCUGGGCCAAAGAGCGCGUUCUCUUGAAAGAUCAAAUGAAAUUCACGAGGAAAGUCUUACCCGGGAGGGUUUGGACGUCGAAUUUGAUAGGAGAGGAGAAGAAUCUAACGAAAUUAAAUAUUCCAUACAGGGAGGAUCUAAAGCCUUGAGAGACGAAACAGAAGUGGCAAUUUUGGCUGCUAACACUAAAAUAAAGUCAGCGAUUCAAGAUAUCGAGAAUAAUCCCAAAAGAGCUAAAAUUUGGUUUGGAAAAACCGCUAUUGAUGCAAAAAACGUAUUCGUAGAUAUGAAAAGGAAAUUGGCACGGAAAGAAAUGAUAUAUAUCUUUAAUGGAAAGAAAUGCGAAAAAGAUAUGUUUGCGUACACUUACCUUGGCUCACGAAAAAUCUUUCUCUGCAAAGCGUUCAAUGAGGCAGAAACGUUAGUUGGGUUUGAUACCAAAGCGGGAAUAAUAAUACAUGAGCUGAGUCAUGCAUUAACUUACACAGACGACAUAACAUACGGUCAGCAUUCUUGUAAAAAACUUGCUAAAAAAAAAGCGAAAAAGGCUGUCAAAAAUGCUGAUAAUUACGAAUAUUAUGUUGAAAGUGCACCAAAUCUAUAG
Pocillopora verrucosa is the source of this 1119-nucleotide messenger RNA. RefSeq names its product extracellular protease-like. Gene Ontology annotation, molecular function: metalloendopeptidase activity. The record is from RefSeq and is a predicted model, not a curated record. NCBI's taxonomy places the organism in Eukaryota, Metazoa, Cnidaria, Anthozoa, Scleractinia, Pocilloporidae.